AAUGUAGUUGUCACGUGAGUAUAAGAACGUCACAAAAGUCUGGCGAAAAUCGUUUCAUUCCUUUUCUGAUCAUCAGACAUUGUCAUCGAUUAUUUCAUCCUCUCUCUCUCUAUCUAUCUCUCCAUAUAAUAAGCACUAACAUCUAUCUAGUAGUAGUACUACUACUAGUACUGCUACUGUCUGACCAUUACUUAUUAUUUCAUUGCUGACUUUUCGCCAGUUGAAGAAUGUCUUUAAGCACUAAAAUGUCCAAGUGCUGUGUAUUGAUUCUCUGUUUGUUGUUUUGGACUGCAGCAGCCAUUCUGUUCUAUGGUGGUGCUUGGAUUUUCAAAACUUACCAUCAUUUUGAUCAACUGACCACAGCCAAUAUUACCCUCAUCCCAGCCAGUAUCAUAAUUGGUGUUGGCAUCAUAUUAUUUAUCAUUGGACUUCUGGGAAUUGUCGCUGCUGGCAAAGAAAACCGAUGGCUUCUUGCAGCGUACUUCAUUGCCUUACUUGUGGUACUCACUGCUGAGGUCACAGCUGGUCUGUUAGCUUACUUAUACAGAUCACAUGUGACCUCUGCUGUGUCAGACGGAUUAAAGAUUGCUAUCAACAAAUAUGACAAUGUCAGUAGUAUUGAUCAUGAUCAGAUUGACUAUGUACAGCGAGAGUUGGAAUGCUGUGGUGUAAAGAACGCCACAGAUUGGCGUAACACAAAAUGGUACAAGACCUACCACGCAGUGCCAGAAAGUUGUUGUAUGCCUCAAACUAUGCACAAUGUUACCUGUGAUACAAAACUUGAUCAUCAUUCUACAGGAAUCUAUCACCAGGGCUGUUACGAACGUUUGAAGCUGAAAUUUCUUGACAAUUUGACUUACAUAACCUCAGCAGGGAUCACAUUUGCUCUUCUUCAGAUAAUUGGACUGAUUGCAACGUGUAUUCUCUGCUGUCGAACCCGUGGAGUGAUUGCUUACAAAAACCUCAACAGUAAUGUUAGUGCUAAUGGUCUGAGAGUCUAACACUUUAGUUAUGUCGGCAUUUUGCAAUGGUUCACAAACUAUAGCUUUUCCCCCUAAAACAUCCACUGUCGAAUAUACUCAAUCGAAACAUUUCACACAAUUUUAUUUAAUCAAACUUGCAUGCUAAGUUUUUGUUAGGUUUUUUUUCUUUUCUGUUUAAGAUUUUUCUUUAAUCAAUUUUUAUUUUAAAAAAAAUUCCCCCCCCCCCUAGUUAUUUGUUUGAAACUGAAAAUUCCUAUCAGACCUGUUGUCUCAAUAAAUAUUGAGUCUUGAUUGGUGUGGUGAAGGAGUUUGAUUCUGUGGCUUGCAUCAUGUACCACCCCAUAAACUAUAUUCUAAGAGAUUAAUUAUAAUUUUUCCAAACUUUCAUUUUAUUUUUGAUAACUUAUUUGGAAUUGACCAUUACUCUGUGUGUGUAUGUGUGCGUGCAUGAGACUCCUGUUUUCUCAGCUGACAUACUUGUUUUGUUAUGACUCUUUGACCAUCAACACCAACAUUCUGCUUUUAGCUAUCAACAGCUGAAUUUAUGAUACUCCCUCUUUUUUGACCAAGACUGAUAAACUAAGUGGAGGGGGGGGAGUCACUAUUUUAUGGAAGGUUUAAUAUCACCAAUAGUCAGUGUUAUCAGGAAGUUGUAACUAAUUUCACAAAUUAUUAAUGACAAAAAUUAUUAAAUAUAUUUUACCCCAAUCUUUGAAAAAAAUUUUUUAAAACACCAAUUAUUUUGGGGCCAGCACUUGUUCAUCUCUAAAAUAAAUUAAUCUUCUGUCAGUUUUAUGUUUCUCCCCCCCCCCUCAUCAACUGUAGUUGCUUGUGACUUAAGUAUCUGGACAGUAACAUCUUUCAUUUAUUGUUGCUUCAAAUAUCUUUCACUAGUGUAUAUAUACACUUACACAUGUAUAUAAUGACUAUUGUGUGAACCGAUCCCUUUUGUUACAAAAUAUUCCUUUUACAAACAACUAAUAGAUUCUUUUUGUCUCACUAUUUCACAUUAAAAAAAAGAAAAGAAAAGAUGCUUUACACUCCAAUUGAAAGUUAUUUUGAAUAUUAAUUUUCAAUAUGUAAUAUUAUAUUUUAUAAUCUACAUAAUCUUGAUGCUGAAAAUUAUUUUGUUAUCAACUGUAUUUAUUCGAAAUGGCUCCUGUCCCUUAUUUAACAACACCUAGGCAACAGCCAAGUACCAAGGUAGUUAAUGGAUACUUAAAUGUCAAACUCCUAAAGUAAGACAUAUACAGGGUGAGCUCAUACAAUUACUAAAAUAGUUGUAUGCUAGUUUAUUUAUCUCAAGCAUUAGCUAAACUUCCAGACUCAAAGCUGUUCUUUGAGUUUAAUCUCAAUGUCUGGCUCUCUAUGCUUAAGUUAGAUAUGGUAGUUAGAGCCAUUAAAAGGAUUCACCAUUUCAACAGGGAAAUUGAAUUUGUUUUGGACUCGAAGCUAACAUUUUGGUGAUGGUGUGUACUGUUUUGUAAUUUCUACAAAAUUAAUACUGGAUAUUGAUCAGUACCUGUGAAAUCCUUGUCAUUCCAUCUUUUUAAACUAGAACACAUUCAUUAGUGAUUUGUAUUUAAUCUAUCAUCUAACAUUUAGUGAGACAAAUAUAUUCAGUCAACUCUUUUCAAAAGACAAUGAAAUUCUGUUUUAAAAAGUAAAAUAAACCUGUUUUAUUCAAAA
Messenger RNA from Octopus bimaculoides (California two-spot octopus), 2672 nucleotides. RefSeq names its product tetraspanin-36. Gene Ontology annotation, cellular component: plasma membrane. NCBI's taxonomy places the organism in Eukaryota, Metazoa, Mollusca, Cephalopoda, Octopoda, Octopodidae. The record is from RefSeq and is a predicted model, not a curated record.